AUGAAUCGAGACUUGAGAGCAAUGUUUGGAUCCAUGUAUGCGACGACUUCUUCAGCUGUGGUGUCAUCGCAAGCGUACGAACCCAUGGAAGCCAUGGAUAGGACUACUCGUGAGGAAUAUUCAACGGACGGAACACUUCUGCGGAAAGUGUCAGAACUGGCGCCGAAGUAUCGCUCAGUUUUCGGGCAAAGGUUUCCCGUCUUUAAUGUGAUUCAAUCGAAAGUCUUCGACGACGUCUUGUCGUCAAACAAAUCCAUUACCAUCUCAGCGCCGACCGGUUCCGGAAAGACUGUUGUCUUUGAAAUGGCAAUCAUUAAAGAGUUGAUGGAUUUGGAGGCAAACGGGUGUCCAAUGAGUGAUCUGAAGACCGUAUAUAUGGCUCCACUGAAGAAACUAUGCGACGAAAAGUACACUGAAUUGAAGCGCUCUUUCGAGAGGUUUGGACUGAACUGUCUUCAGCUGACGGGUGACAGCGAUAUCCAGGACUACGAGAAGCUCCGGGACGUGAAUAUAGUGGUGACGACACCCGAGAAAUGGGAUUAUAUGUUGAGAAACAACGAACAAAGCUCUUUGAUUCGUGGCAUUCAACUCAUGCUUAUCGAUGAGAUCCACUCAAUCAAUGACGAGACCAGGGGUGCCACCAUUGAGGCCGUCAUCAGUCGUAUGAAGACAUUGCGAUCGGUUAUGUUGGCCAACAGUUCCGGUCCACAGUUGCGGUUCAUAGCGGCGUCGGCCACCGCUCCCAAUGUGGACGACAUCUCCCAGUGGUUGGACCCCAACAACGCUGUCGGCUAUAACCUGUCGGAAACACUACGUCCGGUGCGACUGCAGAAGAUUGUGAUGGGAUAUCAGUGCCAAAAAAGUUGGACUGACUUCCGGUUUGACAUUCAGUUGACUUACAAAUUGGAUUCACUUAUAAGGGGUUAUUCGGAAUCAAAACCCACUCUAAUAUUCUGUUCGACCCGUAAGUCAGUGGUAAUGACGGCUCAGACCCUCUGCAAGUCAUCCAUGAAUUUGUUUAAUUCAUACGAACAACGAAUGUCUUUAACCAAAAAAGUCAAUUCAGUGAAGGCUUCCGAUCUGAAGGCGUGCCUCCAAAAGGGCGUUGGAUUCCAUCACUCGGGUCUGGACAGAGCGGACAGAGCGGCAGUGGAAGGCCUAUUCCUUGAGUGUCUCAUCCCAGUGCUCAUAUCGACCACCACUCUGGCAAUGGGAGUCAAUCUACCGGCGCAUUUGGUUAUCGUUAAGAAUACCACUCAAUACACACCGAACGGGUGUCACGACUACCCGGAGACACAAAUCCUGCAAAUGAUAGGUCGGGCGGGAAGACCGCAGUUCGAUAGGAAUGCCUUCGCUAUCAUUAUGACCAAAGAGGAGACUAAAGCCAAAUACGAGAGACUUCUGACGGGAACGCAAAUCAUUGAAAGCAAUUUACACAAGAAUUUGGUCGAACACCUGAACGCUGAGAUAGCGCUCAGAACUGUCACAUCCAUUGACAUCGCUAUCAAUUGGAUUCAAUCCACGUUUCUCUACAUCCGAGUCAUGCAGAACCCCUCCUAUUAUGGCAGUACUGUCCAGAUGUCUAACACCGAACAGUGCCUUCAGAUGGUCCGCAACUGGUGUCGCAAAGAGUUGACUGGACUUCGAGAGUCAGAUAUGAUCUCAAGUGAUGCAGAGUUCACUCAAAUCUCAUCCACGCCUUUGGGUCGACUGAUGGCAAAGCAUUCGAUUUCGUUGCAGACAAUGAAGAAGUUCUGCGAAAUAACCUCGAAAGAGAUGUCACUCAAGGAUGUGAUCGAAGAGAUCACUACUUGCCUUGAAAUCAGACAAGAGAUCCAACUCAGAGUGAAUGAGAAGUCAAUUCUGAACGAAAUGAACAAAAGCGCGAAUCAGACGACCAUUAGAUUCCCGAUUAGCGGCAAAAUAAAGAGCGCCGAACUGAAAACCAAUUGCUUAAUUCAGGCCACCUUUGGAUUGAUGUCAAUACAGGACACGACUCUCAUUCAGGAUUCACUCAAAAUCAUGAGAACCGGUCAGCGACUCAGCAAAUGCUUGUCUGAAGUGAUUUAUUUCAAAGUCAAAGUCAAUCCAAAUGUGAUUAAUUCCAAGAGUUUACUCAACGCUAUACUACUGAACAAGUGUUUCAAAGCAAAGUUAUGGUACGACUCCACACAAGUGGCCAUUCAGUUGAACCGAAUCGGACAGAAAUACUCAAAGGCUUUGGUUGAGAGGGGACUCAUUGGCUUCAAUCACAUCAAAAAUGCCGAUCCAAGAGAUCUGGAAUUUUGCCUCAAAAGAAACCCACCGUUUGGGCGCCAAUUGAUUGAAGAGGUCAAACAUUUGCCGUAUUAUUCGCUGACAAUCGAACAGAAUAUGAAUAAAGGGCUUAAGAGUAGUGAAGCAAUGGUUAGAUUAGUGGCAAAACUGGAGAAUAUAGAGCUUCUGAGGGAAAGACUAGUUUUGGUUCAAAAUCACUGCUGUUUCCUAAUUGUAUGCAAUGAAGACAACCAAUUGUUUUAUUGCAAUAAACUCUUUGACUCGCAUUUAAUUAAAAAUAAUGGAGUUUUCGAGACCAGAGACAUAGCAAUUAAUCGCAACGACAGGAGUGUAUACAUAAGGGCUCAUCUCAUUAGCGAUUCAUUCGUGGGUCUGGACGUCGAGUGUAGGCUUAAGCCAGUGUUUGCCAACACUGCAGAUGCAGAUGCCUUCCGUCCGACAGCUGAUCCAAAUCGGGCCAACCGUUCGACUGCUUUCUCAGACACAUCGUGGGAAUCGAGCGACAGGAGUGAGAGUGAGGGCUGUUGUCAACACAAAUGCUUCAAUAAAAGUACUUGUCUUCACAUCUGUUGCAAGAAAGGCUUAAACACUGACAGCGCUCAUAGCAAACAGGUCACAAAAAAUAAAAGGCAACAAAAUGCAGGCGAAAAGACUGACAACUCGGCAAAAAAGCCCAAACAAUGCAAACCUAACNGAUGGCUAUGCAUUGAGACAUGA
Messenger RNA from Oppiella nova, 2994 nucleotides. The record is from the annotation of a GenBank genome assembly. Lineage: Eukaryota; Metazoa; Arthropoda; Arachnida; Sarcoptiformes; Oppiidae.